CCUGAGGGCGCCGCCACACCUAAGAUGGCGGAGCCGCUUCCGGCAGCGCAACAACAUGGCGGCGAAGGGGCACUUCCGGGGCGGGCGGAACUGCGCAGCGCCAAGAUGGCGGCGGCCGCGGUCGGAGUCUCCUUGAGGCGCGGAGUCCCCGCGCGGCUCCUGCGGGCCGGGCCGCGGGCGGUGCUCCGGGGGGCGCAGACGGCGGCGGCCGCGCCACGGCUGAAGAAAUUCGCCAUUUACAGAUGGGACCCCGACAAGGCCGGGGACAAACCCCGCAUGCAGACCUACGAGGUGGACCUCAACAAGUGUGGGCCCAUGGUGCUGGACGCCCUGAUCAAGAUCAAGAACGAGAUGGACUCGACCCUGACCUUCCGCAGGUCCUGCAGGGAGGGGAUCUGUGGCUCCUGUGCUAUGAACAUCGCUGGGGGCAACACCCUGGCCUGCAUCAAAAAAAUCGACAGUGACCUCACCAAAGUCACCAAAAUCUACCCCCUGCCCCACAUGUACGUGGUGAAGGACCUGGUUCCGGACCUGAGCAACUUCUAUGCUCAGUACAAAUCCAUCCAGCCCUACCUGAAGAAGAAGGACGAGUCCAAGGAGGGCAAGCAGCAGUACCUGCAGUCCAUUGAGGAGCGCCAGAAACUGGACGGGCUCUACGAGUGCAUCCUGUGUGCCUGCUGCAGCACCAGCUGUCCCAGCUACUGGUGGAACGGGGACAAGUACCUGGGCCCUGCUGUGCUCAUGCAGGCGUACCGCUGGAUGAUCGACUCGCGCGAUGACUUCACGGAGGAGCGGCUGGCGCAGCUGCAGGAUCCCUUCUCCCUGUACCGCUGCCACACCAUCAUGAACUGCACCCGCACCUGCCCCAAGGGGCUGAACCCCGGCAAAGCCAUCGCCGAGAUCAAGAAGAUGAUGGCGACCUACAAGCAGAAGGCAGCGGCUGCCUGAGGGCUGAGUGACCCAGAGUGACCUCAGAGUGACCCUGAGUGACCUCUGAGUGACCCUGAGUGACCCUGAGUGACCCUCAGGCCUGGCAGCCCCAGCAGGGCGUUACCUGUGCCAGGGGUUACCUGUGCACCUGCAAUAAAGGCUGUAAAGAACAA
Molecule: messenger RNA, 1103 nt
Organism: Oenanthe melanoleuca
Lineage: Eukaryota; Metazoa; Chordata; Aves; Passeriformes; Muscicapidae
Gene: SDHB
Product: succinate dehydrogenase complex iron sulfur subunit B
Exons: 8
Coding region: 25-948 (307 amino acids)
Biological process (GO): aerobic respiration; tricarboxylic acid cycle; respiratory electron transport chain
Cellular component (GO): mitochondrial membrane
Molecular function (GO): electron transfer activity; 2 iron, 2 sulfur cluster binding
Source: RefSeq, a predicted model, not a curated record